AUUCGACGCCGGAAGAGGCGGGAGCCAAUAUGGCGGCGUCCACAGGAGCCGGGGAGAACCGCUCAUGUCCGCCAACGGAGCCGUUUGGGGGCGCGUGCGGAGCCGCCUCCGGGCCUUCCCGGAGCAUCUGGCGGCCUGCGGGGCCGAGGCUUCGGCGUACGGCAGGUGCGUGCAGGCCUCCACCGCCCCCGGAGGCCGCCUGAGGAAGGACCUGUGCGCGCGCGAGUUCGAGGCCCUGAGGAGCUGCUUCGCCGCCGCGGCCAAGAAGACCUGAUGGAGGCACCUGUGGGCACAGGCGCCUUAUACUGAUGACACACGGAGAGCUUUGGGGACUGAAAGAAGGUGUGGCCGGCGGCGGUCCUGGUGUUUGUUUCUUCUAGGCUUGAACCUUGGGCAGGGCAGGGUUGAUUAAGAUGUAACAGAAACAGCAAUGAAGAUUAUUUAAUUCGG
Messenger RNA from Alexandromys fortis (reed vole), 450 nucleotides. It is a transcript of the gene Ndufaf8, whose product is annotated as NADH:ubiquinone oxidoreductase complex assembly factor 8. The transcript has 3 exons. The record is from RefSeq and is a predicted model, not a curated record. Gene Ontology annotation, biological process: mitochondrial respiratory chain complex I assembly. Bases 65 to 274 code for a protein of 69 amino acids. Lineage: Eukaryota; Metazoa; Chordata; Mammalia; Rodentia; Cricetidae. Gene Ontology annotation, cellular component: mitochondrion.